Messenger RNA from Lactuca virosa, 255 nucleotides. The record is from the annotation of a GenBank genome assembly. Lineage: Eukaryota; Viridiplantae; Streptophyta; Magnoliopsida; Asterales; Asteraceae.
AUGCUUGUUCGAGGAAGGAGACGAUAUCAAUGGCAAGUAUCUUUGCCAAGAGGUAGAGCUGACGAAGAGGAUACAUAUGAUAUUCGAACCGCAUUGAGGGAGGUUGGGGAGGAAAUUGGAUUGAAGCCAGCGCUUGUGGAUGUUUUUACUGUUCUUGAACCUUUUGUAACCAAGGGUAAUGUUAGUGUGGUUCCAGUGAUUGGAAUACUAUGGGAUAAAAAGCACUUAAUCCGGUUCCAAAUGCUAAAGAAGUAG